Molecule: messenger RNA, 14977 nt
Organism: Spirodela intermedia
Lineage: Eukaryota; Viridiplantae; Streptophyta; Magnoliopsida; Alismatales; Araceae
Source: the annotation of a GenBank genome assembly
AUGGAGAGCGGGGUUCGAGCCGGCAGCGAAGACGCUGAUGAUGAGAUCGUCCAGAUGGUGGCUGAACUCACCUUCCAGAAAGAAUACCUGAAGGCCCAGUUUAUAGAAUUGAAUGAGAGCAGAAUUGGCAUCGGAAUUGGUCAGGGGGUGGGCGUGCAGGCAGGAGAUUCACCUUCAGAAGAUUUGUCACGGCUUCGGGAGGAAAUAAGGACUCUGAGUGUAGAGAUCCAGGAGAGGAGGGAGACUCAGAAAGCCGCUGAGGAUGCCCUGGCGAAUCUGAGAGUCCUGUACUCAGAGCUGGAUGCGCGGGCCGAGGAGCUCUCUGCCCAGCUAGCAGAAGGUUGACUUUUUCUGCACUUGUAUGUUUCUUUUGUAGUGGGAACUAUGUUGCCGUCUUUAAUUCGGAACAAGUGCCCAGAGCUGUCAUAAAACUUCAGAUGGGAAAAUGCGUUGGGGAUUGAACAAGGCUGCAGUUUGUCCAGGACAUAAUUAACGAAUCCUCCUGUCCCAAUUCUCAACCCAAGUAACCUUCAGUGAGCAAAUUGUCUGUUCUUCUGCUUAGUUGCCUUCCUGUUGGGCUCUGGAAUGCCACGUAUGGGCCCCAUUUUAAGGUAUAAUGAGCCGGUACUGACAUCCGCUUCCAUCUUACUUUCCAGUUUUGGGUCCUAGUAACAAUCAGCCUUUCUUGAAGCCUAUUUAUUCCUUAUAAAACACAGACUAGCUUCCUAAGUCGGGCUUCUGUAGACCAUUCCAUCAAAUCUUUAUUGAUCCAGAAUUUAGCGGCUGAAACACACCCUCUUGUUUCUGGAUAAUUCCUGUUUUAAACGAAAAUUUGUUCAACUGGCUGACAAAAAAUUAACUCCUGUUCACACUAGUACAGAACAUCACUUUUUGUCACUAUCUAAAAAAUACGCUAUAAUUUCCAAGGAAUAGGAGGGUUGAACAGAAAAACAAAAGCCCUUUGCUGCAGCAGAGAUAGCAUUAUUAGCUGUCUUGUUUGAGACAUUGCCCAGCAAUCUGCAUUUUCUGCUGAUAUAGGCUGUUCUUAGGUUUUAAAUUUCCUUCAGGACAUAGUCAUCCAGUCUGUCCCUCUACUUAUGAUGGUGAAGUAAAUCUCAGGUCUGAAUGAUCCCUGGACAUUUUCCUGGUGGGCUUUUAAGGUUUUUGCCUUUCUGAUCUUGUAGAGGUUAUUGGGAAUCAUAGAAUUAUGGACAUAGUUUUCUCUGACUUUUUUUAGAAUGGAUCAGGCAAAAAGUCUACGUAUGAAAGAAUUUCUUUAGUACUGCAGUGGGCUGCUUGCAAAAUUUGGUUGAGUUAGUGUCAAUAGUGAGUUCAUUCAACCCUUCAAAUUGAGGUUCCAUCCUAUGAAUCACCUGAAAAGUUUAAUUCUUACAAGCCUUCUCAAAAUCAACCUUGAGAGCCAUUCCUCUAUCAUGUUGUCUCUGACUCGGAUAUAUACUUUUAAACUGUAGCAUCAUGGUCGCUGUCACAGAAGAUGAGACUGCCAUCUUAGAGAGUAGAUGUGCCUCACUAUGUAUGAUGAUUAAAUUUCUAUUCCCAUUUUGUCAUCGCUUGUUUUUCUUGUUUCCAAAAGGUAGUCUUGCUUCCUAUGUUUUGUAGCAGCCUUCAUCAAGAUUUGAAUUGCACUCUGUCUUGUCACACAAUUGAUGUCAUGUCCAAAAUGUACUCAUAAUUUUCGGUGCAUUUUAUAUCUCCUAUUGUUCUAAUCAUAAUCAUAGUCAUAUUCAUUUACCUCAUUCCUCGAACUAAUAAUUUGAAUCCGUGGUUUCUGUAGCAUGUGCCAAGUGGAGACUACCUACUGAAAACAAGCCUUCCAUUUUUUCCUUCGUCAACGAAGUCCACAGUAUCAUAGGGACAUGAGUCGUAUAUGCAAAAGAAAACCUUGUUCUGAAGGCAGAAGAAAAAGAAAAACGUAAAUUAUCUAGCUUGGCAUUUAAUCAUUAAGUUGUCCUAUCUUUACUAUCCUCUUAUGGUUCUGGACAUCAUUUCUCAUUGAUUCUGUUUCCUUUUUCCUUAUUAUCUAAGUUUGAUUUGUUUCACCAUGACCUUUAAGUGAAGUAUGACUUUCUUUUGUUUCCCUCAGCUUCUGUGAUCAUUCUUGUAUGCUAUCAAUCUUACCAUUAUGUUCCACUUCUCUAAAAAGAGUGGUCUUUGAUCGACAGUGUGGGUCCAAUCAUCAGUACCCUCCCUAAUCAUCUUUUGGGCGUAUUUUUCCUUCACUGGUUCCGGAAAAGCAAUGUCUUUAUUCUCCACUCUUGUCUGUUGUUGUUGUUUUAUUCUCCAUCUUUUGUAAUGCCAUCUCAAAUGGUGACUCUAAUUCAUGAAUAAUGCUAGUUCAAACCCCUUAAGUGAAUUAUUGUGGACCAUGAUUUCUCAAAAUAAUAGUCAUACAGUGAAGAACGAUAGAGACCUAGAUUUUCGUAAAGAUGAAAAUAUCAUGUACCGUGGUGCCAAAUUAUGAUCAAUCUGUUUUCAACUUUUCCUGUGGCACUCAACUGUAGCUUUUUCUACAUUAGAAGUUACAAAACUGUAUCCUACUUGGAACAGACUGAAGAUUUAUAAGCUUAUUCUUUCUGUUGGUAAUUUUCAGUCUGCUGGUGAGAUGCAUCAGCUUUUUAUUAUAUUUUUUUCCGGUGAUCGUCUAAUUUUCUUGUUUUGCAUAUUACCUUGUUCAUCAUUUUGUUGAUUUCUUAUGUAGCUCAACAGAAGAUGGAACAGGAAAUAAAAGUGCGUGAUGAAAAGUAUAUGGAUCUUGAUUCCAAGUUUGGGAGGCUUCACAAACGUGCAAAGCAAAAGAUUCAAGAGAUACAAAAGGUAUGAUGGAUGUCUGUGCAACUUGUUAAUUUUAAUUCCGAUGUUUAUGUCACAUAGAAUUUGGGGUGAAAAUUAUCAAUGUGAUUGUUAUUUGACGUAAUGGUUCUGCCCAUCAAUGGUUUGUCUGGUGAGUGAUGAGUUUGUUUUUCUGAGAGUGUUGGAUACUAUCAUGUACGAAGAUCAGGAGGAGAAAAUAUUGUGCAGUGGAAUUAAAAUUUAAAAUGAAUACCUUUAUGUAUGGCGCGAAGACAUAUGAUGCUGACUUGAUGAAAGACAGUUGAAAAAUAGGUUUCACAAAUUAAAAUGUUCUUACAGAAUGCUGCAAUUAGAGGCUUUCCAAUGUGUGACAAUUCCGAUCAUCAAACCAGAUUUGGUCUCAGUUGGCGUCUGUGCUAUGCACAGUCAGACUAGAGUUAAUCCUUUUUGUAUUGUGGCAUUGUUGCUGUGGUUCUGACGCUUGAUUUUCUAUGAGAAAUACAUUGUAGAUUUUUCUUCCUGGUUUGUUGAGUGGUUCAAGCUUUUUUUCAGCCAUCUCUAAACUGAUUGGGGGGAGGGAACUAAUUUAGAUUUUAUUUGAUGCAUUGUGUUAUGUAGCCUUGGUGAAUUUUAUGUCCAAAUUCAGAUAUGCGCGGGAUAUCAGUAAUAGGCUAUUGGUUUUGAUGCUGACUCAACUAAAGAAUGGACAUUAAUGACUCUGUCAGGAUUUGUAUCUUCUGUACAGGUUAAAGGCAAGAAGGAAUGAUUAUUAUAACUGUCAUGGCUCUUAUGAGAGCUCUUUUCUUAUGACUCUGAUUUUACUUGGAUUCUUUCAUAGUUAUUUGCCCUAUCACUUGAUGCGUAUUUGCCUCAUUCACUUUAAUCGCAUUUUUGGUUUGAUUCAUACCAUAUUUCGAUAAAAAAUGAAAAAUAAUAUCUAUUCAGGAAAAAGAUGAUCUUGAAGUGCAUCUUCAUGAGGUCAAAGAGAAGGCUGAGCAGGCAGCUGCACAGCAGUCAUUAGCACAGCAGGAAUUAGAGCGCACUCUUCAGCAUGCCAAUGAAGCUCUAAGGUCGAUGGAGUUUGAAAAAAAACAACUGAGGACAUCCAAUAGCAAGUAAAUACAUCUUUAAUCUCAUUUUCUUGUUAAAUAUGAGUUUCUGCAAAUUUAGCUGACGCAAACCAUACAAGAAUAAACAGUCAGGAAAAAUAUUUUAUUCAUCUCAAAUCAUAGAACAAUGGCUAGUUGUGUAUAGUUACCUUGACCACAGAAAAACGUAACUACUUUGGUUAAAGAAGCUGACCAACUAGGAGGCUAACAAACUAGGAAACUGUCCCACUAGAAAACUGACCCACAUAAACUAACUCCGAAGUACACGUUUUUCCCAAGUAACCUUUAUGAUCUUCACCGUUCUUGUGAGAGUGAGUAGUGUCAAUUUCAAAACUAAGAAAAAAGAAUCUCUGAUACAGAGUUCAUCGUCGGGAACAAGGUUUAGAGACUGAACUAUUGGUAUCAGGCCAUCAUCUGGAUCGUGCCUAGGGACUUAGAAAUCGUGUCAACUUUGUAUGUUGUUGGCAUGACUGAUAUCAGCUUUGUACUGUAUCAUAUUUUAGAGCCAAUUGAAUUUAUUUUAAUUAGAAAAACAAUUCUUUUUUAGCAAGUUUAAGGAUACAUGCUUUUAGGUUUUUUUUUAUAGAAAGUUUAAGGAUAUAUGCUUACUUAAAUCGAUUUUUCUUAUGACAUUUAUUCCAUCCUUAAUAACAUUUGUACAGUUGAGGUUAGCUUGACUUUUUCAGAUUUACAAGCUGGGCAGGAGUUCAAGUUAGUGUACACUGUCUCUAAUCAGAUGCUGUGCACAUCAAAUCUGGGGAUGGAUUAUGCUACCUUCAAUCUGAAAUGCUGCAUGUAUCAACUAUGCUGCAUUAACCCAUUUUUCAUGGACUUAUCCUUCCCACCUUUCAUUUUAAAUGUGUUUGACAGAAAGUACUUGCAUACAUGAAUGAUAGUUCAAAGACGAGAUGGAACAUAUUCUAACUACAUAAAAUACUACAAGGCAAACGAUCAUGAUGAUAGUUCAAAGACGAGAUGGAACCCUGUGAUCUGUCUCAGAGUAAAUCCAUUAAAUAAAUUAUUGGAUGUACAUUCGGUUUCCCAAACGACUGCUAGAAGCUCCAGUUUGAUCUUGUUAGAGUAAUGCUGUUGUAAUAUAUUCUAACUACACUUCUUUUAUCUUUUUUUUGUUCCGGAGUGUUCUCUUGUCUGUUCUUCUACGAGCAGCAUUCUUUUUUCUAAUGCUAUGUUGACAUGCUAAGAAUUUUUUUGCUCCAUGUCCAGUUUUCAUCUCAUUCCAUAUCCUAAUCUUCAUAGAAGCUAAAAUAGAAAAAAAAUAUAAUUUUUAUGCAUACUUGAAUUUUUGUUUCUGCCUUGGUUCUAACCGUAUGUACCUUUUCACAGACUCCGAGAAAAUAUGGAUGAGUUGUGUCGUGCCUUGGAAACCAAGGAAAAUUCUUUUGAGGAGUUACAACAGUCACUUUUAAAAAAAGAACAGGUGCUACUGCAAUUUUAUAUUUUUUUACUUAAUGAUGAUCGGAAUGCUUUCGUCUAAUACUUUUGAACUUUUCUUUGCUCUUUUAGCUGGAUUACCGUGCUUUUAAAGUUAAAAUUUUUAUUUGUAUAAAAUAUAUUUUUAGUUAUUUAACGGUCACCUGAUGCCAUCCACUUUCCAACAAAAACAAAUCUGACCAAUGUUUCAUGGAAAGAAUUUCCUUGGUACUAUCACAUUCUGGAUGGUGUAUCGGCCAUCAUCAUGCUAUAUCUUCUGACUUGACUGGAACUUUGCACUCAUCCCAGGUGUGAUAUACAUAUUAUACUGCAUUAGUUCAUUAUUACAGGAGGGUGGUUCAUGCUAAUGGAUUUGCAUAAACCCACUGGGGCAUGUCGUACUUUAGGCAUAUGAUGACUACCCUGUGGAGAUGGAGAUAUUAUGGUGAGGUAGGAACAUACGUUGGACACUCUGAUAAAACUGCAGUGUGUGGUAACAUAACAUUUCUGUGACCCUGUGGCCCAGGUGGAGUGUGAAAAUGGGUAUAUAUGCGCGGGACGAAGCUCUUCAGUAGAAAGUACUCUUGAUUUACAUUAGAUGAGGCCUUUUGUGAUGAGAAAUGAUGUAGCAACAUUUGGUAACAAAAAUAGUUUAUAAUAUCUUGGUGAAUCGGUGCUCAAUUUCACUCAUGAUUACAAGAUUAUGUUACUUUGGAUUCCAAGGUAGAUAGACUACCUUUGUAUACACAGUAGUUGAUGUUUGAGAGCUUUUCCUGGGAGCACAUAGAAAUCAAUCUAAUAGCAUGUGUAAAAUUAUGACAUCAACAGAUCACCAACAAUAAAACGUUCGAAUGACUGUACAGAAGAAUCGAGGAAGUGCAUGUAUUUUCCUUGAUUUUCUGUUGCAUUGUUACCAAAGGAAGUCCUGUCUUUUCUUUACCUCCAUUCUUUCACUAGUCCUGCAAGGAUCACUAUUCUCUGACCAGUUCCUUCCAACGUAGCAUGUUUUUGAACGUCAAAGAUAUCAUGUGAAGUUAGUGAUCUAAUGCAUCAGAUUGGGGGAUGGUCAAUGUAUAAAGUGGGAACCAAAUCUUUUUUUCCUCGUUAUUUUUUCCCUAUGUUCCUACCUUUCUGUAUUCUAGAUUCAAUUAUCCUUUACACAGUAUUAGAAUAGGUUUCUUGUUGAUUAAAAGUGAUAACAAGGAGAAAGGAGUUCUACUUUGUAGAAGUGGCUACAUUCAUACCGUAAAUGGUCACAGUAUCUCUGGGAAGUGAAAACCCUCAGUAAUGGAAGUGUAUCUAGAUGCAUUAGCUUCUGUGGGGACAGCAGCUGAUACAAAAAGUUCAUUUUGAGGCUUUAAACAAUUAAUCAUUUGUAUGGGGUUCUGGGGUGAUGGUCACUUCCUAUCUCCUGUGGAUGUGGCUGGGAUCCUUGUAAUUCUACCCAACCCUUCUGUCUUCUCCUACGCCCUACUUAAUAAGCACUUCGGUAACCAACCAAGCAUGAGAGGAGAGGGGAUAAGAUUUUGUCAAGUCAACAACUGGAACCUGCAUGAGAGGAGAGGAGAGGAGAGGGGGUUUGCACAUUGCUGCAAAGUGUACUAGAUCCUGAAGCUGGGAUUGGCUAAUCUUGUGUCAUGAGUUAUCUCUCAGGAGUUGCAAUAUUGUAUCCUUUUACACUGUCAAAAUUGAGUAUAUCACUGUAGAUGACUUUUGACAGUGAUGGAAGAGAGCCUACCUUUGAUGAAGAGGGCUUGGUUUCAAUUGCACUCAUGUUCAUAUUCGAAGUAGUAUCAUAGUUUCUCUUCAUCAAGUUCUCUGUUCUUGUAGUUGCUGGAAGAUACACAAAGAUUGCUUCAAGCUGCAGAGGAAAAGAAACAAGCGUCAAUUGCUGAUCUCUCUUCUAAACACCACAAGGUAUUGUGAAUAAUUCGACAAACAUUUAUUUUUUUCAAUCUUCCUAUUAUUCUGAAUAAGUACUUUUCUUGAUUGUUUUCCUUUUUUAAGUCAAAUGACUCUUUCAUCAUUUUUAAUGCCUUGUCAGAUAUUAGAAAGUAUGCAAGCACAACUUGCGGAUGCAUUAUCUGACAGAAGUAACGCGGCUGAGGCCAUUGCUUCUCUCCAGGUACACACAUUCUCAUAUAGUUUUAUUUCCCUACCGUCCCAGCAUUUGAAUAGGCUGGAAAUGUUGUUAUUUUCAUUACAAGCCUAAAAGUUUUUAUUUUUCUCGUUUAUCAUGAAAGUAUCCAUGUGUCAUGUUGGAAUUAAAAAAAAUCUAUUGACUUGGAUUUAACUUGAUCUUGGCCAAUCAAUUUAAAGGGGCUAAGUUACCUCUUGAAACUGGGGACAUUUAAGAAGGCUACAAGUUAUUCAAUUUCAACACCAAUGAAUAUCUAUUCCCUCCUAUGGAAGAGAUGACGUUGAUUCCAUGCAGCUGAAUGCACUGGCCUUUUAGGAGAAAAAGACAAAAUCUCAUCCGUCACUCUAUGUGGGGAAGACAAAGAAAAAGUUAAAAUGUUGCAGAAGGUGAAACAGAUUCAUAUCUUGGUCAUCAAUGAUCAAAAUUUGUCCAUUUCUUGGCUUAGCGUGCUUGCUAGAGUAUCUUGAGGCUUGGGAAAAUGAUUUUAUGAGAGUAUCGAGUGGAUGAUGCACAUGGGCAUCAAAUUAAUUUUUGAAGUUGCUUGUGCUAAAACUGAAGCAAAAUAUAGGGUUACCUAUGCCCCCCCAGUCUCAUCUAUUUAUGCAUAGAGAGGGGAGUGAGGAUUACACGAUGAUACCUAUUUAUGCAUAGAGAGGCUCGUCUAUAGUCUAAGUCACUCACUAACAUGCAGCGAUAGUGGGCCCGUUACACUCAUAUUCUAACGGACUCUCCGGUGAUGGUCCUGUCCUGAUCUGUUUAACUCAAUCUACCUUUUUUGCAGGUGCUGAUUAUUGAGAAAGAUUCCAGAAUUGCAGAACUUGAUGCUGCUUCAACAGGUGAGAUCGCACGACUUGGAGCUGCUGUGGAGGCUGCAAAACAGGAGUUAAAUCUUUUGAAAAAUGAGCAUGUAUGGAUUUUUUAUUUUUUUUUGUUCUUAUGGGUUUUUUUGUCCUUAUGACAUCCAAUAUGUGGUUUAAAGCACUUUGGAUUAUAGGUAGUCAACUUAUUUGGUAAAAGGUAUCUUUAUCAAGACCUAUAUGAUUGCUGGGUUCAGAUAUAGUUAGCAAACUCUCUUAUCAAUUCAGUACUCUCUGUCUGGACUGUGGAUACAUGAACUUUUUACUCUUUUGACUUAUCCUGACAGGUCCAAAAGUUGGCUUGUACGUGAGGGUGUAUGUUAAAAAUGUUUGCCUAUUUGUUACUAAAAGAGGUUUGUGAUUAUAGAGGCAGAUCCACUUCACUCCCUAGCCAAAUGGUUUUGAGUUAAAACAGAAUAACAUCAACAUGAUAUUAGCGCUGAUGGUUAAUCUUCGGUUACAUGCACCCACUCUAUAAUGUCUGAGUGACACUUUUGAGUCCAAAAGUCGCACAUGAUGAGGGAGUCACAAUAGUUAUGUAUUGGGUAAUACAAAAGUAUACUUAUAAUGGUUUAAUAUGGACUAUUCGACACUCUGAACUGUUUUUAGACUGCAUGGUUCAGUAAGCUAAUAAUAAUUUUAAUGCUCAUGAUUGUUCCUGAGAUAGGCUCAAAUUAGGUAUCAGUGGAGUAGCUCAACCUUGUAAUUAAAUACUUACUUAUUGUCUAUAUAGGACUCCUCAUCUCGUCCCUCACAUGCAGGCAACUUUUGGGUUGACAUAGAGACCGGAUAAAUUGGGUGUAUAUGGUCCAAGGGCAAUCAUUUAUCUCCCAGACUACUUUAUAUUUGUUUGGUCUUCCAGCUUAAAAUGAAUUGGCCUCAAUAAAGAGGGUUCAUAAUUAUUUUAAUAGGUUAUGUUUUUUUCAUAGUUGGAACUGAGCUUGAUGUUUCACAGUUUUUGGCUGGGCCAAAUAUUCUUAUGCUAAAUUAUUCUGCUUGCCCAUAUCUGCAUCUCUUUUUAUUUUUCUAAGUAAAGGAUUGUUGCAGAAUCUUUAUGUUGUACAAUAUUUACAUACAUAGCUGUAGAAUAUUUACAUACAUAGCUGUAGAAUCUUUUUGUUGAUAUAUUCUAUUCUCCAUGGUAUGCUCCGUUGCAUAUUUAAAAUUCUGAUUUACAACAUAUCUUUAGUCGCAUGUCGUUCAGAUUUUUGACAUGAUCAGUUUGACAUCAGGGCUUCCUUUUGUGUGACAAAAAUGGAAUCAUAUUUUAUUUUUGCUUGAAAAUUCUAAAGUCAAAUGCACACUACAUACCAAAAAGUUGCAUAUUUUUUGCUUGUGCAUACUGUUUUGCUAAGAACUGAAGUAUGGAAUAAGGCCUAGUCGCAUUUCUGUUUUUAGAAUCAAAGAGAGAUGUAAAGCAGAAAUCAGCCCAGUUGUAUUUCUGUUUUUAUGUAUAAUCGUUUCUACAGAUUUCUGAAGACGUACUUUUUAUUUUAGAUUUUUUUCUCUGUGCCCUUUUAUGGUUUCAGCGCUCUCCUUUUCAGAGAUUUACAACCUUUCAGUUAUUAUGAAAAGAAAGCUUUUAAGUUUUUCAGAGGGAUAUAUCCUGAUGGAUAUCUCCUAAAUUAAUGCGAAAUAUAUGCCUUCUUUCAGGAAAAAGAAAGAGAGAGUUGGGAGGCGAACUGCCAAGCCCUUAGGAAUAAGGUGGAGGCAUCUGAGAGCGCCCGUCUUUCUUUUGAAAUUGAAGCAGCAAAAACGAAAUGUAUUUUCUCUUCUAUAAAUAACUUCCUCCGAUAUAUUUUUGAUUAUUUAGGUGGCGAUAAUUAUUUUUCUAAUUUUUUCUCAUGAUAUGAUCGUGUACAGCCCAACUGGAGUUAGAAUUGUCCUUGCAAAACCAGAUGCUGAAUUCACGCGAGGCUGACCUCACAGCUGCUAAAGAAGAGGUAAUUUUCAGUCACCUUAUUAAUUGAAUAUUUACCACAAAUUUAGUAUCUCGAUUUUCAAUAGGGAAGCACGUACCAGAAACCUGUUACUUAUUACCAAUAUUAUUUUAAUAUGUUAUUUUGAAAAAAUGAACCUUAGCUUUGUCAAACACGACCAUCUUGAAGUCAUACCUCUGUUUUAGAUUUCAAAUGAUAAUGCUAUCAUCAUGAAGCUAAGCUGGAGAUUACUGUCACAGAAGAUGCUGUGUACUUCUUAAAAAGAAGAAUCGUCAGUGAUCUUCACAUGAUGAGUAAUAACAUAAGAAUGAGGCGAAUAUUGUAGAUAUCAAGUAAUAUCAUAAUGUAUUAUUAGUACAGUGAAAGUGGCGUACGGUGGUCCGUUUGGAGGGUUUAUACCGAGCUUCAGGCUUCAAAAUCGAACUUGGAUGAUCGAAUGGUUUUGUUGGCUGACACCCAAUCUAUAAAGUUGCACAUGUAUUCUUAGCAAAAAUAAUGCAUUUGGAGUGAGCUUUUACACACCAGGUUUUAAGUAGUUUGUCGGUAAAUUGGAUCGUCAUCCAACUGUGCUUGUUAUUUCUGGAUGACAUGGUUUGCUACUUACUAAUGUGUAUAAAGGUACCCUUUAUGUAGUCAUUUACUAUAAAUGACCAUAUGUUCGUUGACAAAUGGGAAUUUGUAUACCCAUUCUUUCUCGCGCAUUUUUUUAAUAUGUUUCUAAUGUUUUAAUAUUCUCAUGAAAGAUAGCUGCAGCAAUCAUUUGGUUUCUAUAAUGUGAACAGAUAUCUGUGCGAGGGCCAAUUAAUUUUGUUUUGCCAUGCAGAUCAGUCGCUUGGAAAGUGAAUUCUCAUCUUAUAAAGUGCGUGCACAUGCACUUCUCCAGAAGAAGGAAGCUGAGAUAUCUGCAGCUAAAGACAAUGAAUUGAUAAAGGCCUACGAGGAAGCAGUCAAAGUACAAGUUCUCCAGCUUCCAGGAAUCACUAUCCACAUUAUUUUUUUUUACGGAAAUUAACUUUUUGGAUAUUGCUAUCUUUUCUUUAGGAAGCUGAGAGAGAAGCUUCAAUGGCUUUGGCUGAAAGGGACAAGGCACUUCAUGAUCUUCAAGUUGCUUUGGAUAGACAUGAUAAUAAAAUUGCAGCAAGGUCUAACCUAAUAUACUCGAUACAUCUUUGUUUUUGGUCAUUGUUUGUCUAGGUUUUUUUGUCAUGUCCUGAAAUAUUUUAACAUUAGACUGCUGCCGUUAGUAAAUAUUGUUGGAUCAAGUGUUGGGCUUGACUGUCAAACUGGGUCGAAAACCUCAUCUCUGGUCGUGGUUCGUUUGGAUAACCUGUCAGGUGUUACUAAUCUGGGAGACCUGGUCUGGUUGCAAGGAAUGUCCCAACGUGAGAUGUAUGACCACAGCAAGUUCCACUUCUCUCUUGCCCUCUCUGUCUCCCUCCCCUGCCUUAAAUUUCGAGGGAAUAAGUUUGCCCCCUAUGAAAAUCAGAAUGGGAGAGCAUGCACACCAAACAUAAUCCGAAAUGAAUGAUUUGGAUUGCUAUCUGCUAUCUUUUUCCGUAAUAUACUUGAUAACAACUUUUUCAUCAACUCUAGCGUCUGUAUUUGAUAUUUAAACCUGGGUUAAGCCUAGGGAAGGCUGCUCUCCAAAGUUUGGCAUCAUGACCCUUAUGGCGAUGUUCCUCUCCAUUUUUCUGCUUAUGGAAUACUUUUCCUUCUGUUGUCGUAUCCAACAACCCCCCCCCCCCUCCCGCUAUCUUCUGGCAUGAACUAUUUCUAGGAGUUGACAAUGAGGAAGAUACAAAUUUAUGGAAUUUAACUCUACAUUCCAUUUCUACUUCAGGGAUGCAGCUCUAGCUGAUGCACAGCAACGAAUCAAAAGUAUCUCUCUGAAACUCGAUUCCAUUAGCAUUCAAUAUCAAUCAGACAGAGAAUUGUGGCAAAAGAACCUUGAAGAUCUGGAAGAAAGUUCGAGCUGUAAUAAUCCAUUGCGGGCAUUUUUUUUCAAGUGAUUGGUUCGUUUUCUUUUGAAGGGUUCCUGUUACUGCUAAUGAAUGUAAUGACAUUGGCAGUGAGAUAUCGUGCCCUGGAGGCCCAAGCUAGUACGUAUAAUGGGGAUGAUCUGCAGAAGCAGCUGGAAGAACUUAGGCUCGAACAUAGGAAAUUGAAGGUGACCUGAAAAUGUUCCUUUCAUCCAAAAUAUUUAUUUGACAUGACAUCUCUGACGGGUUACAUUUUUGGGUGUGCUGUUACAGGAGGAGCACGAUACCUUUUGUGACAUUUCUGAUCGCAUGAUGGAAGAGAAGGAAAAGGAGAUCAUAAAGCUCAAGGAAGAGAACAGAAAUCUCUCCCGUGUUUUAGAACAGAGACAACACGUAUGUUUUUCCUCCAUAUCAACUUAUUCUUAAAUCCACGGUAAUUUCAUCGAUAUUUUUAUUAGAAAGUUACGACGUUGAUUCUAUUAACAUUCUUUAAUGCUAAUGCAUUCUUUCACGUGCAAAUCGGAUGCCAACCAACCACCACAAGUCCACGCAGUAUCUCUUCUCUUUACCUCCGUCUGAUUGGAACUUUUUUCAGCUCUCAAUAGACACUCAUAAAAAAUAUGGAAUGAUGAUGACUGUAGCUUCUUUUUCCCCCCAUCUGCUCUGAGUUCUUCCUAAAUUAUCCAUCUUCAACAUGAGUCAUCCUAAAUUAUAAAGUUAAUCUCCUCAGAUCUUUGGCCAAGUAAUACUGUAUUUACGUCCUAUAGAAUUUGGUAGGUGCACGCUACCUGCUUUUGGGAGGAGAUUUAUCCUAAUUGAUUAGGUUACUCCCCUAUCCAGCCCGCUCCUGCACUUUUUCUAUGGUUUCUAUGCGUGCUUUCCACUUAGCACUCUCUUUUUGGUUAAACAUGAGAGUCAAUAGUUGUUCAUAUUGGAUGAAAUUGACUCCGGUAGGAUCCAUCUCUUAAUUUUUUUUCAAAUGGGUCAGUAGUGCUCUUCUGACCAUCUAGAGUGGAUCAUCCGUAAUAACCAAGCCCAAGUAUUGUAGGAUCCGUGUGUUACAGUAUCUUUCUUUUCUCUUGCUCUCUAGACCUGUACUGUCUUGGGACAUCAGGUCAUUAGUCUUGGAUCUGAAAAUGAAGAAUUAAAUUUCUUUGAAUUUCGAGUCCAUGAUAACUGUUCUUCUAUCUUAAACUUGGCAGAUUUCUAUAAUCUUUUACUAGAUUCUUUUCGUCACUAUCGCGUUUUCCUCAUAUGGUUGACCUGUUUUUCUUUUCACAUAUGUUUCAGCUCACCGAUGGCAGCAACAGCGGCACAGGUAGCCAAAAACGUGACACUCUUUUGAUUAAUGGUCCUGUUUGAUUUAUCUUUUAGCUGCUUCCAUCUUCCUCGGGAAUGGUGAUGCGACCCAACUCAUCUAAGUUUGUCUUUUCACCAAAUUCGUCUCUUAGAUUAUGUGAAACAGGAUCCCCAAGGUCCCAACGUGGCAGCAGCAGAACAACAAAUCUUGGUAAUAUUCUUGUGCCCCUCCACCUUAAAGUUCAAUGAAUAGCACGCUGGGCUCCAAUGGAGCCCAGUUAGGGAAGUUUAGAGCACUCGUAGGUCAUGCUCGUCAUUAGGGAAGUGUUUUGCUCACCAACGGUUCCCACAGCCUGCACAGCAGUCCGGAUUAGGGCUACAUAGGAAGUGAAUGCAUGGCGAGUUUUGGUUUAGCAGGACGAAUGCUAAAGCGGGUUAUGCAUGUUUCGUAUUUCUCACCUCGGCCGCCUAGGGAUAUUAACAGUGAAAAGUGAUCAUUUGAAUUUGCAGCUUCUGGCCAGGCAGCAGGCGCAGAGAGAGGAGGAACUUGCACAGUCACAGCGUCACAUUUUGGCGUUGCAGGCGGGUCUCUUUGUAUCAAGCGUGCCACUCAGUCGUACGGGUUUGCACUGACGUCUUGUAUCACCUUGUCCAGGAGGAGAUUGAGGAGCUGGAACGCGAAAAUCGGCUUCACAGUCAACAGGUAGGGAGCUUCUGGGGGACCCCGGUUCAAUAGAUUCUGGGACCAUUUUGGUGCAGGUCCAUUUUUCGUUCGCUAAAUCUCGGCCUAGGGAUGAAUCUUAUCGUGGGCUCUUUCCCUCUCCAGGAAGCUAUGCUGAAGGAGGAACUCAGGAACAUGGAGCGGAAGCACAAGCGUGAUGGCGUGGACAUGACGUACCUCAAGAAUGUCAUUCUGAAGCUUCUUGAGACUGGUACUCGAGAGAGAGAUAGAAAAGCAGCCUUUUCACCGUUCUUUCUUCGCAUUUGGGCACCCCUCGCCUAAUAAGCGUGGUGAUAAAUGGAGAACAACAAUCAGAGGAGGUGGCUGAUCUGACUCCCUUUCUGUUUCGUUCAGGUGAAGUGGAGGCUCUGCUCCCCGUUGUCGGAAUGCUACUGCAAUUUAGCCCGGAAGAGGUGAAUUUUGACACUCUCCCCCUGUUAUUCUUAUUCUUUUUCUUAUUUUGACACUCCCCCUCAUUCUUGAGAAAUCCUGAGGCUUCUUCCUCAGUUAGUUGGCCUUUGAGAGCUGAACGUCUCCUCCCGCUUUGUGACCCGGCCGCAGAUGAGGAAGUGCCAGCAAGCGUACAGCGCCACGAACAACGCCACAGCUGCUCCCUUGGCGGGGCCUCCAACGGACAUGACUGCAUCGGCGACGCCUCGGUCUUUGUUCUCGAGGUUCUCGUUCAGCUAA